Molecule: messenger RNA, 1647 nt
Organism: Gigantopelta aegis
Lineage: Eukaryota; Metazoa; Mollusca; Gastropoda; Neomphalida; Peltospiridae
Product: mpv17-like protein 2
Exons: 2
Coding region: 540-1217 (225 amino acids)
Biological process (GO): mitochondrial ribosome assembly
Cellular component (GO): cytoplasm; membrane
Source: RefSeq, a predicted model, not a curated record
AAAUUGUCAAAAGUCACAAAACGAUAACAGUCUACAAACAAAAAACGGUAUCAGUGUAAUGGACAUCACGUUGCAAGGACCAACUUACCAAGGGCAUCUUGAUGUGUUGGAAAGGAAACAUGUUAACGUGCUUACACCAACUAAUAGUACCUGUGUUGUCAAGAACGUGUCGUGAACAAUUACAAGAAUAGUGUGUAUUUACAUUGUUUACACAAAAACACACACAACCCCCAACCCAAAUACAAAUUAAACAAACAAAUAAACAAAAACAAAACAAAACAAUCACAAAUAAACCCUCCAGAAGGACUAAUGAGUAGACAGAACAGACAGAACCGUCAGUGUUAACCUGUGUUUCUUUUAAUAUGAUAUUAACAAUGAUUGGAGAAAACAAUAUUUUGAGUCUUACACGAACCCCAUGCAUGCAUCUCAUGACGACGUCGACAUGGACUCUGACACCCGAUAGCUGAUAUAAGCCUAUUGUUCGUGCUGGGGUGUCGUUAUAUUAAUAAUCCAUUCGUUGGCAGAUUAACUGCUCAAGAAUGGCGAAGGCACUGCUGAUUAAAGUAGCUCGUCCCAUCCCACGAGUUGUCAGCGCCUGCGGGAGACAACUCUUCUCGAAACGCAACCUCCUCUACACAAACAUCGGGAUCUCCGUCAGUCUGUCCAUCUCUGGCGACGUCCUUCAGCAGCAGUACCAGAUCAACAAGAAGACCUUGGACAGCUGGAACAAGGAGCGAACCACGCACGUCGCCAUCACGGGAUUUCUCAUCGGACCGCUGGUGCAUUAUUGGUACCUGUAUCUAGACAAGUGGUUCCCGGGAAGAACGGCGUCGAUCCUGGCGAAGAAACUGCUGCUGGAUCAGCUUGUGUGUUCGCCAAUCUACAUCGUUAUUUUCCUCGUCACUCUAAACCUCUUGGAAGGAGCCACGUGGAUGAAGAUCAAAUCGGACGCUGUGUACAAAGGGGGCGUGCUCUACACCGCGGAGUGGGUCGUGUGGCCUCCGGCGCAGCUGAUCAACUUCUACUUCCUCCCGACGAGAUUUCGCGUGCUUUACGACAGCAUGGUGUCUCUGUGUUUCGACGUGUACUGGUCGUAUGUGCGUUAUCAUACGCAGAAUCCAGACGAGGUAUGUAGUACGGAACAUAUCGAACAACCUGGUGAAGAAUCUCAUGUUCACAGUCGUUACGCAUUGAAGUGGACUGUGGCCGAUUCGUGAUUUACUAAAUCGUUUAGUACAAUAUACUGUACUCUGGAAUGUUCAUAAUAGCAUAUAAUGGAGUUGCAGAAUAUAUUUUUGAGAAGAAAACAUCGUGUGGCCGUUUUCUUUUUCAAAAACCAUCAUAUUAGACCUACCUGCAAGGUCAUCUUGCAUGCGCAAACCAACACAUCCGACGAUAUUCGAUUGCAAAACUGAUUGGGCGAUGACCUAACAAUAUUAACAAAAAAACGGACCUUGAUUCAUAAUUAAUUUUACUAACUAUAUGUGACAUUGGAAACCGCUAAUAAUAAAUAAAAUGUCAGAAACUAACAAAAUAUGUAGACAGAUCAAGAUAGAAUUACGUACCCCGGGAGAAGGCAGCGGGGUGCUACCGAAACGUUGGGUAAAAACUGUAACUAAAGCUAUAAAGUACAUGUAUUAAAAUAUA